Penicillium concentricum is the source of this 531-nucleotide messenger RNA. RefSeq lists its product as uncharacterized. Bases 1 to 531 code for a protein of 176 amino acids. The record is from RefSeq and is a predicted model, not a curated record. The transcript has 2 exons. Lineage: Eukaryota; Fungi; Ascomycota; Eurotiomycetes; Eurotiales; Aspergillaceae.
AUGCAGCCCGAAAUCCCCCCAACUUAUGAAGAAACCACACAAGGCUCUAAAGCCAUGAUGGCAGAUUUUAUCAGUAGAAUUAAACGUGCGUCAAAUUGGAGGAGCUUGCAAUAUAUCCUCUUGGCAGACGUCGGACUCAGCCUCGACGACAAAUGCAAAGCCAUGGAAAACGCAGUCAAUAUCCCAGCCAUUACCGAAGAGAAGGACACUGUAUCACUUGAAGACGCACUUUGGCUUCAGGGCUCACAUAAGCUUGCUCAGUCGGUGUGCUAUUAUUAUCACAUCGCAUGUACCUCAGCGGACAGAAGCUGGUGCAAAGCACUGAUUGAAGCUGAUAUUGAGAUACGCUGGAUUGUCCAACGAAUGAUCUGGAUUCAUCACCAGCUACAAGUCGUCGCCUACAGGAAGGCGGCCUUCGAAGAAGCCCUCAAAGCGCUGAGCCCGAAAGUAGGUCGGCAGCACGAGGACUCGCAAGGCAAAGAGCGCACAUCUACUGGUAUCUCUCAGCGGAGCUACGCGAAGACUGCGUGA